Messenger RNA from Candida albicans SC5314, 1236 nucleotides. RefSeq lists its product as uncharacterized. NCBI's taxonomy places the organism in Eukaryota, Fungi, Ascomycota, Pichiomycetes, Serinales, Debaryomycetaceae. The record is from RefSeq and is a predicted model, not a curated record. The coding region runs from base 1 to 1236 and encodes 411 amino acids. The transcript has a single exon.
AUGAAUGUUACUAUUGAAGAAUCCGGUAUUCUUAGAUCUUUAGGGGUCAAUAAUUUGAUACUAUUAUCAAUUCCAAUUGCUGCUAUACUUGUAUAUCUCUCAUAUCUUCAAAAGCCAAAACCAAAGGUAAACUCAAACAAAAAUACAAAUACAAAUACAAACACAUCUAAAGAUUAUAAAAUAGCUGAUAGACCAUUAGGAUAUUGGAAACCUGAUUAUUCAUUCAAGACACCUACUCCACCACCAUUUCCUAAUUGGGAUUUUGAAAAAACUAGACCAAUCCCAUAUCGUGCAUUUAGACAUAAAUACAAUGUUACUAUGGGGAUAAGAAGUAUGAAUUGGGAUUCAUGGAUUGAAUUAGAUAAUGAAUGGAAAUUUUAUCAUGAUUUAAAAUUGAAACGAUUACAAGAAAAAGAAUCAGAACUUUCCGGGAUGUCUGAUUUGGCUCAAGAUGCAAGUUGGGAAUUAUUACAAGAAUUAUGUCAAUAUUUACCUGCUAGAUAUCCGACAAUGUUUAAAUUUGAAAAUGGAAUCAUGAACAUUAUACCUACUGGUGAGAAAUACGAUUUAAAAGAUAAAUCAAAUUUAAACCCCAUUGUCACUGCUGCUAAAUUAGUACAAGAUGAUCUUGCCAUUAUGAUAGAAAAGGAAGAUGGAAGUUAUUAUUUGGAAUCUGGAUGUAUUUGUCUUGCUGGAUUUUGGAGAUUAAAAGAUAAGUUUGGCAUGAAAUUAGAUGAUAUUCAUAAAAGUGGUGAUGUGCCUCAAUAUGAUAAACAAUUGAAAUCAGGUAUGAAUAAAUUUUUCCGUAGAUUAACGGUUAAUUCCCCCGUGGUCCGUAAUAAUUAUUUCAUUCAAACUGAUAAUAAUUUGGAUUGGUCAGUUUCCAUUGGUUCAGAAAAUGAAGAAAAAAUCGGUUGGUAUACCGCUGAUGAAUCUGAUGAUGUCAAUAAAUUAUAUUUUAGAAGUGAAAGACAAAGUUUAAGAAGAUUACCUAUUAGUGGAGCAAUUGUUUUCACUAUUAGAACUUAUUUUCUUCCCGUUACACAAUUAUGUGAAGAACCUUAUAUCCCAAGAAGAUUAUUGAAUGGUAUCCAAAGUUGGAGUGAAGAUGUUGGUGAAUACAAGGGUUUCCAUAUUUUUAAAGAUGCAUUAUUGCCUUAUUUGGAGAAGAAAGCUUUGGAACAAGAAGCAAAUGGAUUGGAUCCUACUAAGGAACCACAGGUAUAUCCAUUUUAA